UAACCACAAAAGGCAAUGAUAAGGAGGUAGUCUAAAUCGAAGGUACUUUUUAAUUCUUGAGAUUUCAUCCUCGCAUCCUAUUAUCAGUAUACGUGGCACUCUUUACGAACCACCCACUACAAUCACUACAGACAGGUUGCUACACGAUGUUAUAAUUUGUUUUCUACUGAUUCGAUUAUUGAGUUGUGUGAAGAAGAAGAUGGAGUCCACAGACUCCCCUCUGUACACCACAGUAGAAAAGCCAGUUGCAAAGAUAAACAGAAUUUAUGCAUGUGUAUACUUUGGUGCAAUUCUAGGGCUUGUAUAUUAUCGCAUCCAGUAUAUGCCAAGUGAAGGAUAUGUACCAUGGAUUUUGAUAUUUUGUGCAGAGCUAGGCUUCGCCUUCAUGUGGGUAAUAGAGUCGAGCUGCAGAUGGUGGCUUGUGGAUAGAGUUACAUACCUAGAGAGACUUUCUAAAAGGUUUGAGAGGGAGCUACCUCCCAUUGAUGUAUUUAUAUGCACGGCUGACCCUCUUAAAGAACCUCCACUGGACGUUUCAAACACUGUAUUGUCUACUCUGGCUUUUAAUUAUCCAGUAGAAAGACUGACAUGUUAUGUAUCUGAUGAUGGAGGAUCCCCACUUACCUUUUAUGCUCUGUUGGAAGCUUCACGUUUUGCAAAGAGUUGGGUUCCUUUUUGCCACAAGUACUCCAUUCAGCAGAGAUGCCCAGAAGCAUACUUUUCCGAAUGUUAUGACAAUGAAAGUGACAACUUGUCCUUUGUUACAGAAUGGGAAUCUGUCAAGAAAAUGUACGAGGAAAUGAAAUAUUGUAUAAAUAGCAUUGUGGAGAGGGGCACUGUUCCAGCACAGAAAUGCAAAGAGCAUGAAGGCUUCAAAGAAUGGAAUCCGGGAAUGACUUCUCGAGACCAUCCCAGCAUUGUUCAGGUUUUGCUAGAAAGGGGCAAAGACAUUGACAUAGAGGGCAAUGACUUGCCCAGUCUUGUAUAUGUUUCCCGAGAGAAGCGACCUGGGCACCCUCAUAAUUUUAAGGCUGGGGCUCUCAAUGUUCUGAUUAGAGUCUCUGCUCUAAUGAGCAAUGCUCCCUUCAUUCUUACUCUGGACUGUGACAUGUAUGUCAACAACUGUGAAGCCCUUAGAGAAGCUAUGUGCUUUUUCAUGGACUCUCAAACUGGACACCAGUUUGCCUAUGUCCAGUUUCCCCAAAGGUUUCAUGGCAUUACCAAAAACGAUCUGUAUGCCAGUCGUCUGAGCAGGUAUUACAAUGUAUUUUUUAAAGGAAUGGAUGGAAUUGAAGGUCCAUUAUAUGUGGGCACCGGAUGCGUUCACCGCAGGGAUGUCUUAUGUGGAAGUGAGCGACAACAGAGCUCUUCAAAUUUAAUCAAAGAGCUUAUUAAUUCCUCAAUUUUAAGCAUGGAGAAAGCAGUUCCAUCCAAGAGAUUGGACAAAGCAAAAGAACUUGCCAAGUGCGACUAUGAGCAGAACACCCAAUGGGGCAAAAAGGUUGGCAUGCUCUACGACUGCGUAGUGGAAGAUGUUUUGACGGGGUUUUCUAUACACUGCAGAGGAUGGAAAUCUGUUUUAUGCUACCCCAAAAGAGAUGCUUUUCUGGGGUGUGCUCCUGUUAAUCUAAACGAUACUCUGAUCCAAAAUAAAAGAUGGGCAACGGGUCUACUGGAGAUUUUUGCAAGCAAGUUUUGUCCCUUGACUUAUGGGAUUCGCCAUACAAAAAUAGCUCAGAACAUGUCUUGCAGCUUUUUCUUUCUAUGGGCUAUGUAUUCAUUACCUUUAAUAUGUUAUGGGUCAGUACCGGCCUUAUCAAUGCUCUCCGGCCUAUCAGUAUUUCCUGAGAUUUCAGAUCCAUGGGUUCUCCUCUUUGUAUUUUUAUCAGUAUCUGCAUACGCAUACGGUGCUCUAGAAUAUAUAUGUGUGGGAGGAGGCACUUUUAAAGAUUGGUGGAACGAACAGAGGAUGUGGAUGAUAAAAGGCGUGUCCUCUUAUCUUUUUGCGCUCAUUCAAGUCUUCUACAAAUUGUUUGGAAUAACCACAUUGGAUUUUGAAGUAACAAGCAAAGUAUUUGACAGCGAAGUAACCAAACGAUACGAGCAAGAGAUUUUUGAGUUUGGGGUAGCCUCGACAUUGUUUAUUCCUUUCUCUGUCAUAGCACUGAUAAAUUUCAUAGCCUUAAUAGUUGGAAUUGUGCGAGCGAUGAGAGAAGGAUAUCCGGCCAUUGCGAGUAUGUUUGUGCAGGUAAUCGUGUUGAGCUUCAUAGUACUAAAUAGCUGUCCCAUAUAUGAGGGUAUGGUGGUGAGGAAAGACAAGGGGAGAAUGCCCACAUCCAUUACUUCAUUCUCCACUCUGGCUGCAGUGAUUGUGUGUUCUACAGCGUCAGCCAUAUCCUGGAGUUCUUCAAACAUAUAAUCAAAAUUUCACUUGGACAAACAAUCACCUGUCACAUCCCUGCAAAUUCUAUAUUUCCUUUUGUAUUAACUGUCUGAUGUUCCCAUGUAAUUUGGUGAUGUUCUGAUGUAAUUUGGAUUAAACAAGAACCUAAGAUUUAAAACUAUAUUUGUACUUGUUGUUUGUAUGGAUUCAAUAAUUAAUGUUAAAGAUUUAAUACUUUGAUCA
Cryptomeria japonica (Japanese cedar) is the source of this 2626-nucleotide messenger RNA. RefSeq names its product cellulose synthase-like protein E6. Lineage: Eukaryota; Viridiplantae; Streptophyta; Pinopsida; Cupressales; Cupressaceae. Gene Ontology annotation, molecular function: cellulose synthase (UDP-forming) activity; mannan synthase activity. Gene Ontology annotation, cellular component: trans-Golgi network; plasma membrane. Bases 200 to 2419 code for a protein of 739 amino acids. Gene Ontology annotation, biological process: plant-type primary cell wall biogenesis; cellulose biosynthetic process. The record is from RefSeq and is a predicted model, not a curated record. The transcript has 8 exons.